GAUGCUUUCGAGGCUGAUCGAGCUGUGUUAGAGGACUCAUCAUGCCAACAGUGAAUUUUUUUUUUUCUCUGUUCAUUCUUGGUUAUCUAAUUUCAACAAUAACGGCACUGGUACCGAUCCCGGACCAUCAUAUAUUCGCGGAAGUUUGGCAGCAGAAUCGAAGGAUUUUGAAAGACAACUCUCUCAAUGACCGGUGCAGGGACAAACCGAUUGAUGAAGACGAUGUUCGCUGUCCAUGGCUUCUCCCAUUCAACUAUCGCAUUGCAGGGGAGCAAUGCAAGGAUAUGUGGGAAAAAUUUAAGAAUCUAUCACAGAGAGAAGUCGACUAUGCCUGUCCAUCGCCCAGAGAGCCCAAGUGCCGACGAUGCGGUAAAGUUCGUUUUGGGUGUACAUUCAUGUGCAAACCACGCGAUGUAGAGAUACGAGCAGACCAGUAUCACAGCCGGCCGAUCAGGCGAGUCCGUAAAUGCAGACACGCCUCGGAUAUCGUAACGUUGUUGAAUCUUUGAGAUCGACCCCUAGGCCGACCUUUUGCCAGGGUUGAAAUGUUUUAUUAUAAAUAAAAUCUUGAAAUUUCAGGCGAGAUAUUUCAUGAAAUUUCAGAAAAAUACUGAGAAAUAUUUUUCGAAAUUGAAUGCAAAAUUAAAUAAAAGGCGACUGGUUUUGGAUUUUAGGUGUUUUUUAGGGCGCGUUGCAUACUCAGCCCCUGAAAAUAUGUUUCAUAUUUUUCACGACUUUGUGGAAUUUCACGAAUUAUUUCACAGAAAUUUUCAAUA
Messenger RNA from Bemisia tabaci, 776 nucleotides. The record is from RefSeq and is a predicted model, not a curated record. Lineage: Eukaryota; Metazoa; Arthropoda; Insecta; Hemiptera; Aleyrodidae.